Molecule: messenger RNA, 1554 nt
Organism: Schistosoma mattheei
Lineage: Eukaryota; Metazoa; Platyhelminthes; Trematoda; Strigeidida; Schistosomatidae
Source: the annotation of a GenBank genome assembly
AUGAAACGUGAGUUGGAACAAACAAAACGUGAUUUAGCUCAAGCCAAAGCUGCAGAAAUCAGUGGAGCAUCUUGUCGUUUGAGUACUAAAAUUGCAGAAAUUGAAAGGCUACGUGCUGAGUUGAAUACUACUGCACAAGAGUUGAAAGAUACUAAAGUGAAUCGUGAUGAACUUAAAAGAAUCGUUGAUCAGAAUGAAGAUACUAUGAAACAUCUUGGCAAUGAAGUACUUCAAUUACGUACUGCCAUUACUGAAAAAGAUAAAAUGUUAACUGAAUUACAUGCAUAUUUGAAAGAAUCUAGGCAAAAUACAGAAAAUAUCAAAUUACAAUGUGAAAAUGCUGAAUCGAAACGAAUAGAUGUUGAGAAACGAUAUGAAGAAUUAAAAGACAGACUUACAAAUAAAGAACAAGAAUUGAAAAAUCUACGUAAACGUAUGGAAGAAGCAGUUUUAAUGAGUACUACUACUAAUACUACUACUAAUAAUAAUAGUAGUAUUAAUAAUACUAAUCGUGAUUCAAGUCAAUCAGAUAAUAAUAAUAAUCUUACAAAUCGUGAAUUAAUGUUAAAUCGACGUGGAUUUGAAGUGGAUAAAUUAAGAAGAGAAUUAUCAUUAACUAAACGUGAAAAAGAUGAUUUAUAUAUUGAAUUAAAAAAAUUACGUUGUAAAUUAGAUAAAAGGCAUACAUCAGAAGAAAGAAGUAGAAAGGAUAUAACUGGUUAUCUUACGAAUUUCAAUAUGGGUAAUACAUAUGCAAAAGCAAUCGCAGCUCAACAGCCUAAUACAAAAAUCACUUUACUUAAUGAACAUAUUAAUAUAUUGAAUCGUACUAAUAUUGAAUUAAAAAUACAAAAUGAAUCAUUGCAUAAUAACGUUAUUGAUUAUCAACGACGUUAUCGUAGUAUUAAAGAACAAUAUGAAGGUGAACAAGAAGCGUGGAUUACAGAAAGACUUGUACUAGAAUCAAAAGCGAAAGAGCAAGAAGAUCGUCGAACAACAAUUAUGAAUACACGAAAAUUACUUCAAGAUACAAGUGUGAAAUUGUUUGAUUUAGAGAAGGAAAGUGAAAAGAAAUUAAUGAAUUUACAAACUGCAUAUGAAAAGUUAGAAAAAGAGAAACAAGCCAUUGAGUUAAAAUUAGCUCAAUUAGAAGAUACACAAAAGUUGCCUAAAGUGUUGCAACGUUUCAGUGCUAGUUCUAGUAGUAGCAGUAGUAGUAUACGUCCAAGUUUAUUAACUUCACAAGCUCGUACAGCACAAUUAGAAAAUCAAGAGAUUAUAUUAAAAUUACAAAAUGCUGAAAGAAUAAUCAAUAAAUUACGUAAUGAAUUAAUUGAAAUGAAAGAACUACAUGCAACACAAAAUAUUACAGCUGUACGAGAAGCUGAAGAAGCAAGAUUAGCAAUGGAAAGAGAAUUAGAAGAUAUUAAAGAUCGUUUAUUAACGAUGGAAUGUUAUAGACAACAAGUGGAAUUAUUUAGACAUCGUCAUUUUGAAUUAGAAGAGGCUGCAGAAAAAGAAUAUAAAAUAUGCAAGAUGAAAGAAAUCAAUUAA